Molecule: messenger RNA, 941 nt
Organism: Solanum dulcamara
Lineage: Eukaryota; Viridiplantae; Streptophyta; Magnoliopsida; Solanales; Solanaceae
Exons: 5
Coding region: 168-782 (204 amino acids)
Source: RefSeq, a predicted model, not a curated record
AUGAAAAGAUGGCCUAGUUAAUUUAUAAAUUACUCAUCACACAUGAUUGCAAUCCACUAUAUUAAUACCAAGGUUCUCCAUACAUAUACUUCUUCUACUACUACCUAUAAGCCCAUCAAGAAAAGAAAAUAAUUUCAUUUUGAACUAAGAUUUAGAAUCAGUCCCAAAUGUCCAAAAAAAUUACUUAUGCAGAUCCAUUUUACAAUCAAAUUCUUUCUCAAAAAUCCAACCCUUCAUAUUCAAGAAGAUCAUAUGUUCAUUUAAAGAAGAUCAAUAAGCCUCUCAAUUUCCUCAAUUACAAUGCAAAAAUUGGAACAUUCAUUGUUAGGUGCAACUCAGCCAACAGUACUGGAUCAGAAGCUUCACCUUCUGGAAAAUCUCCAUUUUUUGGAUGGAAAAAAUGGUUGUUGGGAUUUCUUCUACCUAUAUUACUACCUGCAUUCAAAAACAAAGUCAGCCCAUUACAACUACUCAAAAGUAAUGUGGAUAAAGCAGUAGAAACAGUGGAAACUAUGACAGAGAUAGUGGAAGAGGUGGCUGAGGAAGUAGAAAAGAUAGCUGAAGAGGUUGAAAAGAAACUUCCUGGGGAUUCAAAGCUAAAAGAAAGUCUUGAUUCAAUAGAAAAUUUAGCUCAAGGGGCUGUUAAAUAUGCCAACCAAGCUCAAGAUCUCAUUCACAAGAUUGAGGAGGUAGAAAAAGAGAUAUUGGAGGACACACAAAAACAAAGUAACACUACAAAUCAGGCUGAAAGGGUCAGCCAAGAGUUAAGCUCAAAAAAUUAGUCAUUAUUAUAUGCCAACAGAAUUAGUCAUUAUUUAUAUUUCAUCUGUGUAUUUUUAAUAUUCUGUCAUUUUAAUUUGUAGUUUAUCUACAUCAAUUAUGUUUAUGCAAUGUAAACAUAUAUAAAUUCAAUAAACCAACAUAUAUAGAAAAGCAUGUAC